CUCCCUUUCCGGUGGACCUCGGACGCAUCCAUAUCAUUUCGAAACAUUUUCUGGUUUGUACUCUUGAAUGCUUCCUGUUUGUAUUAAAAUGCGGACCAGGCUCUGACGAUGUCGUCUAAAAUUUGGGUUUUGACACAAAUGGCUGGAAUAAUCCUCAGGAGAUGCGCGAGCGGGACUUUACUGUCACCAUCUGGUGCAAACGGCAUCCGAAUCAGAGGGACAAACCGGUACCACUGGACAUCUUUAAGAAGGACUGCCACUACUCUGACUGCCGGCGGAGCUGCUUUCCUCCUCGGGGUCCCCACCCUGUCCUGCCUGGGCUAUGAAGCGUAUCACAGAGGGCUAAGUCCAGCUGUGGUCCACGCUUUAGAGAAAGAGGAGGUCUUGGAGCAGGCGGACUACCUUUACAGCUGUGCCGAGACGGAGAAGCUGUACCAGCUGCUGCUGAAGUACAAGGACAGGCAAGGAGAGCUCUUCUCUCUCUUCAUGUUUCCUCUCUUUCUUCUCUUCUCACUAGAAAGUGUUGGGAUGAACCAUGUUUUGACCUUCUGUCCAAGAUGGACUACUGUACCAAAUAAUUCGGUGUUAUAUCAUGAGAGUUUUAUUAUCCAGGGAGAAUCUGUAUGUCUUCUCCCUCCUAGGUGCUUUGCUUUUGCUGAGCUGCCUUGGUAUCAACGCAAAGUGGCGGCGGUCAUUUUUUCAUCGCCGCCGACGUCCACAUACGAGGAGGCUCUGGGAUUCUUUCUGAAAGCUGAAGAAGUGGAUCCAGACUUCUAUAGUAAAAACCUGCUAAUGCUCGGAAAAACCUACAUGGGCAUGAAGGACAAACAGAAAGCUCUGUUCUAUCUGACCAAAGCGAAAGAGUACCCUGCUCACACUCUGGAAGACAAAGCGGUCCAUAAAGAGGCUGUAGACCUCUUAAAGAAACUAGGAUGAAGCCGUUAUUACCACUGAGUGGAACACAACGCCGUAGGGGACUUUUGGACUCUUUGCAAGAGAAUGCCGUUUUAACAUCUGAUUCUGUAAUUAUUAAUACAAUAGAACACUUUUUGUAAUCAUUCAGCUUUUAGUUAAAUUAAAACUACACAAUGCAGUAUUUGCUCUUACUGUAGUAGAGAGGA
Messenger RNA from Etheostoma cragini (Arkansas darter), 1121 nucleotides. RefSeq names its product regulator of microtubule dynamics protein 1-like. NCBI's taxonomy places the organism in Eukaryota, Metazoa, Chordata, Actinopteri, Perciformes, Percidae. Bases 109 to 936 code for a protein of 275 amino acids. The record is from RefSeq and is a predicted model, not a curated record. Gene Ontology annotation, molecular function: microtubule binding. The transcript is spliced from 7 exons. Gene Ontology annotation, cellular component: spindle microtubule; cytoplasm; mitotic spindle pole.